Sesamum indicum (sesame) is the source of this 2863-nucleotide messenger RNA. Lineage: Eukaryota; Viridiplantae; Streptophyta; Magnoliopsida; Lamiales; Pedaliaceae. The record is from RefSeq and is a predicted model, not a curated record.
GAUAGUGAAACGCCAAAAGCGUAUUCGAAUCUGCAUCUGCUACUUCCGUCUGAUUUUAUUCCCCCAACGUUCUUCAUUUUCAAAACUGGAAAAGCGACUUUAGCUAAAAUCAUAAUCCGUCCCACUUAAUGAAAAUAAAAGCGUGAUAUACCCAGACUGCAAUUUGGCGAGAGAAUCCGGCCUCAAAUUUCAUAGCGGCAAUCAGACGCAGGAGAUCCCUCUCCUCUUCUCUCUCUUGUCGCGUCUCGGCCAAUGGACGGAGGAAUCACCAACUUAACAACUGAAGAGAGGACGAAUUGUCAGCGCCUCACUCCUCUGACCACCGCGAAUCUCCUCGAUUCCGUCGAUGCUUUUCUCUUUGACUGCGAUGGUGUGAUAUGGAAAGGAGAUGCUCUGAUUGAUGGUGUCUCGGAUACUCUAGAUACUCUUCGAGCAUUGGGGAAAAAGCUGGUUUUUGUAACGAAUAACUCGACAAAAUCCAGAAGGCAAUAUGCUAAGAAGUUCCACUCGGUUGGCAUUUCCGUUUCUGAGGAUGAGAUUUUCUCCUCGUCGUUUGCUGCUGCCAUGUACUUGAAAGUCAUUGAUUUUCCUAAAGAAAAGAAGGUAUAUGUAAUUGGUGAAGAAGGCAUAGGGGAGGAAUUGCAGCUUGCUGGUUUUACCUCCCUCGGUGGUCCUGAAGAUGGGAAGAAAACUGUCCAGUUGAGACCAAAUUACCUCUUUGAGCAUGAUAAGAGUGUGGGAGCUGUGGUGGUUGGACUUGACCAAUAUAUAAACUAUUACAAGCUACAGUAUGCCACUCUUUGCAUACGUGAGAAUCCGGGAUGUUUAUUUAUUGCUACAAAUCGGGAUGCUGUUGGACAUCUCACUGAUCUACAAGAAUGGCCUGGUGCCGGAUGUAUGGUUGCUGCAGUAUGUGGUUCAACACAGAAAGAACCAAUUGUAGUUGGAAAACCUUCUACAUUUUUGAUGGAGUUUUUACUGAAAAAAUUCAACAUCCCUACUUCAAGAAUGUGUAUGGUUGGGGACAGAUUGGAUACUGAUAUUUUAUUUGGACAAAAUGCUGGUUGCAGAACUCUUCUUGUUCUUUCAGGUGUGACCGAUAUAUCAGAUCUUCAAGAUUCAAAGAACCACAUUCGACCAGAAUACUUCGCAGACAAGGUGUCGGAUAUCAUUAGGUUUAUACAAUAACAGUUUCUAAAUUGGAAGAUAUGGGAUUGACUGCGUGCAAGAAACUUCAAGGACGGAAUAAAACCCAGAAAAUUUCAAGCAUGAACUGUGGUCUAUAUCUUCGAGUCUCUUGUGGACCGGAACACAUUUAUUUUAGAUAUCAAUUCAAAGUUUAGUAAGAUGUUUCCCCUUAAUCCCAGUUUCCUACAUCCCCAAUCUGGCACACCUGUUCGUCAAAGUUGUUAGUAUCUCGUUAACGAUUUGAGAACUGAGGCAUUAGAUUCAUACGUCCACAAGGACUUAUAGUUACAAGUAUGCCCUUGGCCCCAUGGUUCUCAGUUCACAUGCAUACGGCAAAACCAAGGAUGACAACUUGUUUUUGUAUACACUCUGUUGAGAGUUCGACCUCCACCAGGUGGCAUGUGUGGAGGUCGCCCCUGUUGAGUGUUAGAUCUUCCAACCCCAACUCCUUGAGGUCGACACCAGGUCGCGUAUGUUAAGGUCGCCGUUCAGACUUGUCACCAUGAGGAUGCUCACGAAAUCACGCACUCUGAGGUCGUUCCUACUAAACGCGUAAUCUUUUAUUCUCGAGUAUUUUCAGAUUGAACUUUUAGCCAAUUGCUACGCUUUUCUUUUAGGCAUUUAUCUAGUUUGUCACGGCUAAUCAAUCAUUAGACAAGAAUAUUCAUAACAAGGGACACAUAAUUUAAAAUUGUAUCACUUUAAUUUCGAUCGUUUUCUUGACCACAGAAAUCUAGCACACAUAAUUUGCAAUUUUAUCGUUGACUAUCACAAUAAAUAAAUUAUAGUUGACUGAUUACAACUUUCAAACAAAGAACAGGAAAGAGGAGUUGUGUUACCUUACGCGUCUUUGCAAUUACCUGUAAAUUAUAUUUCUUAUCAUAUUUCUUCAACUGCCAAGCCGAUAAAUUAGCUGUAUGCUCUCAUUUCAAUCAAUUUCUAAAUCCCCGGGAUAUUAAAGAAACCAGUCUUUGCAAUUCAGAUCUCUGCACAGAAAUCAAGAGAACAUGCAGCAUUUCCUCAAGUUUUUGUUCGUGCUCACAAUCAUUUGUCUCCUCCUCACAUCCGCCGUUGCUCCUCCUACCGGCGGCGGAGGUGGUGGCAGUAGCGGGGGUGGAUCAAGGGGUAUCACUGGGGGAUCCAGCGGUGGUAGCACUAGCGGCGGUAAAGGUGGAGGUAGUACCGGCGGCAAAGUUGGUGGGAGUACAAAUAAUAAAGGCGGUGGAGCUGGGGGAGGAGGAGGUGAGGACGGUGAUGGUGGAAGCUCCACCGGUGGGCAAAACGGGGGAGGAACCAAUAUUGUGCGUCCAGUGCCUAAUGGGCGGCCCCUGAGCAGAAACAGCAGCCCAUCUACAUCAUCUUUGGGAUGGGAUUACUUAAUCAUCUCAUGCAUAGCUAAUUAUGCUCUGUUAAUCCAAUUACGCUAAUUAUAGGGGAAAUUAUAUUAGAUUAGUCCAUGAGUUAGGUUGUAAUUAUUGGAUAUUGAUUAUAGCUAUUCAAUUGUGUGCACAAAAAAAUAAAAGUUGAACCAAUUCUGCCAUGAUCAGUUGAUGAAGAAUUCUUGUAUAACAAAUUUUAAUUGUUGGAGUGGAUGUUAAUGUGUUUGCAUUAUUACAUGUACUAUACAUCUAUUCAAGUAUGUGAGGCGUGUUGAUGUAUGUCGUAAUUCAAGAAA